GAUAUAAAUGAAUGUGGAGCAGGAAAGCACAACUGUCAUGCAAACGCUAUUUGCAAAAACACUAAAGGAUCCUUUGUGUGCACCUGCAAGCCAGGGUAUUUUGGGAAUGGAGUUUACUGCCCAGGUGAAAACAAUACCUCGGUCUUCUUUAUAAUGAAUUCCAUUUAUCUCGCAUUAGAGCCAAGUUCAGCCACAAGGUAGUAUGUAGCUUAGUCCGUGGUAGUGCAGUUUGUUCUUCUGAGCUGAAUAAGUAUAUGGAAAUGCUCUUGCAUUAUAAAAGUUUGUGAUUUGCAGUAUCUGUACGCAAUUUUAGCCUUAUACUUGAGAUAUUUAAGUUUUUUUUAUGUAUUAUUAUAUUAUCUUACAUUAUAAUAACAUCUUUGGAUGACCGCACAUGGUUGGUUUGAAUGAAUUUUUGCAGCUUUUCGUGCGAAAGCAGGGCAAGUGGUAACUCUCUCCUGUCUGGUAUUGUAGUAGCCUUGGUGGUUCGGAGAAAGCAAGCAAGCGAAUUUGUGCUGAUCCGAGGAUAUACUAUUAAACAGCUAAAUACAUUGAUCGUUACGCCUAUCAUAUAAAGUGCUGAGACCAAAACUGACUAAACAGUGUUUGCAUGAUUUAUUAGGGGCUAUUAUGGAGAACGCUCUUUUUUGUACACGCUCACUUAGACAGUCGGGUAGGCUAUGGUGGAAAAUGGGCGAACAAUAUUCUAGUACGGAUCUUAUUCCUGUACAGUGGAAGUCAACAAAUAUCUUUACAGCUCACGCUGAACCAAAAAAAAAAUACAUAGAGGAUAUUACAUGGCCGUGCGGAGAUACGAAGUUUCUCUUCGAGUGUUGAAAAAUAUUUCAAGGGAGAGCCCAGCGAACGAGUGAAAUAUUUUUUCAACACGAGAAGCGAAAUUUCGUAUCUCCAAGAGGCCAUGUAAUGUUCUAUUUAUUAUAUGGAUAAACACGAAUGACUACCAAACCGCUUCACUUUAAUAGUUUUUUGGUUUGAAAGGCGCGAUUUAUUAUCAAGCCAUAGCAACGGUGAUAUUUUCACAUGUGAAGAUAUACAUGAUAUGUUAUUCACCGGCUGGGAGGUCCGUAUUGGGAGAAACUGUGCCCGAGGUCUUGAGUACCGCCCGAAGCCGUAGGUCCGCCAGGGUUAGCGGGCAAGAUCGUAAAAAACUGCCCGCCCUCGGAACCAAUCAGAUUGCAGCAUUUGGAGGAUUCCACCCGCUCGCAAGCUUAGAAAAAAAUAAAACAUGUUAUUUUCACAUGUGAAGAUAUCAAGUUUUCGCGUGAAAGCUCACCUGGUAUUUCAUUGGUGUUUAUAUAAUAAAAACGCUUAUUCACCAAAUCAGUGGAUAGCAAUUUUCGCGCUUUCUGAUCGGCUCCCGUAACGAGGAAUAUCCUUGGAUAUUCACUGUUUUGGGACGGGAUUCUGCUUUUCUCGUUUCGCGAUAGUUUCGAAAGAUGAAAUUUUAGCGGUAAAUGAAGCAGCUGCUCCCCCACUAUUCUGAUCACCUCCCCUUCGGUGGAUAGUUGUAUAUUAUAUAAACAUUUCACUUGAGAUUGUUAAUAAUAAUAAUAAUAAUAAUAAUAAUAAUAAUAAUAAUAAUAAUAAUAAUAAUAAUAAUUUCAGACCAAAUUACACGACUCGAAGUUCAAUAACCAUUCUUUAUUUUGUCUCGAUGAUAUCCCUAUAUUCAGUGAAUCAAAAUCUUGGACAUCUAUGAACGUAAACUUCUUCCAUUUGUAAAUGCUUAUCAACAAAAUCAUCAAUCCGGCCCAAUUGUUUACUUGCCGUUGCCCAUUUGACCAUCCUAACGAAACCUUGGAAUCUAUAAAAACCGUUCUGCUACACCCCUUACCCUGCUUACACACCAAUCAGUAGCUCUCAUAUUUGAUACCCCCCCACCCACCAAAAAAAAAAUAAUAAUAAUAAAAAAUUUAAAUUUAAAAAAACAAGCAAAAAUUCCGUGACAAUUCAGUUAUUUAAUCAUUUCUGAUGCUGCGUGAUAAGACGAUAGUCGUUGUGAAGUCUCUAUUUUCUCAUUUUAAGACAAUUAUAACAACUGGAAUUAUCGGCGUCUUUCAGUGUCGCGGAAUAUUCCUGAUUCAAUUUCAAUAUCUCUUGACAAUUGAUACCUUUUCUAAUUCUUUGACUAAAGUGUUUAUCUUAAAGGCAAUGGCGAUAUCAUUAAGGAGGCAUUGAUUCCCUUUGCAAAGGCAAUGUUACAUGAGACUAUUCGCAACGACGAUUUUUAGCGCAACACAGCGUUGCAGCAUUUCUGAUCUUGCAACAUUGUCGCCAUAAAAAUUGUCGUUGCAAAUCGUCUCCAGUAACAUCGCUUUAAAGAGUCCUUGAUCACAAUCAGUCUGGUCUGUUGUGUCGAGGGAUGAUCUCAGCGAGAAGAAACUGUAACCUCCACAGCCUUGAUUUCAUGCAUAUGCUAACUCCUCGCCUUGUGUUUCGUCUGCCACAAUGAAGCCCUUACUUCAGUUCUGAUUAUCACCCUAACUGAUUAUCAACUGGUGGGUUUUGAUAUUACUUUUUAAUUAUUUUAAAUACAAUUUGGACCGCAAAUAUUAGUAUAGGUAAUCAUACAACUUCGAGUUCAAUUUGGAAUUUAUUUGCAUGAAUGUCUUUUUCAAAAAGUAUCAAAACACAGUGCAUGAGCCCAAUAGGACGAAUGCAAUUUAAACGCACGAAUGCAAAUAAAUUCCAAAUUGAAUGAGAAAAGUUGCAUGAUCGCUUUUUAAUAAUAUACCUAAAAAAAUUACUUGCCUGGCUUUGUUUGAAAGCUUUGGAUACCAGUAGCUGGCAGCACUUGAUUGGUUCUUAUAUAUUUUUAUUGUCUAUUAGCCAAUCACAGUUUUCCAUUCUCUAAGAAAUUUGCAUUAUGUUUCCUUCUUUUUGCAUUAUUUCUCCUCCUUUUUUGCACUGUGUUUUCAGUUUACUAAAACGUGUACUGCUCUCAGCCAAUCAGAUUCAAGAAAUGUUUUCAUGUAUAUUAUUAAAUACAAUACAUUGUCAUUAUCAGCUUCUUGGUCGUUUACAACGAAUGGACAAGGGCGUUCCGGCAGCAUUCAGACUUUCACAGUGCCAAAAACCACUAGCUAUCGAAUCAGAGCCUGGGGAGCACGAGGAGGAAGGCACUCCACAAACUAUGGACGUUAUCCCGGAACUUACUACGGUGGAAAAGGUGCAUACAAAGAGGGCACGUUUACCUUGAAUAAAGGAACUGUACUCAAUAUUGUGGUGGGGCAAAGAGGAGGAGAUUCAGUGGAAGUAAAGGGAGGAUCGUCCACUACCUUGACAGCAGCUCAGCUGGGACGGUCCGUAGAGGACAAUGCUGGUACCGGGGGAGGCGGAGGCAGCUUUAUUUAUACAACAAGUAACGUGCUUUUGUUAGCUGCUGGAGGAGGAGGGGGUGCAUCUAGCGGGUAUAACGGGGUGGAUGGUCAGGCGGGUACUAACGGCACCAGUAGCGUUGGAAGGAUUUCAGGUUAUGUUCGUAGCGGAGGAACUGGAGGGAAUCCGGGUCAGUGCAACCGUGCAGACGCUAGUUGGCAUGGGGGAGUGGGUGCGGGAUGGUUAGGCCAAGGUUGUUCCAGGGCCGGGUCCCAGCAUGGUGAAAGGGGUGGAUCGCGUGCUCAGGGCUGGGUUGGUGGUCGUGCUGGAAGAAUGAAUAGUGGCUACAACGGAGGGCCUCCCCCUGGGGCCGUAGGAGGGUUUGGCGGUGGCGGAGGGGGAUCGGAAGAUAAUGGUGCCUCAGGAGGAGGUGGGGGAUACUCUGGGGGAGGUAGCGGCACAUACCCAAACCAAGCAGGCGGGGGAGGGGGCUCUUACUGUAGUGGCUCGAAUUGUACAGGCGUGAGUGGAGGUAACUCAAAUGACAACGGACUUGUAAAAAUCCUGGAAUUGUCUGUCUAA
Porites lobata is the source of this 3921-nucleotide messenger RNA. The record is from the annotation of a GenBank genome assembly. Lineage: Eukaryota; Metazoa; Cnidaria; Anthozoa; Scleractinia; Poritidae.